AUGAUUGACUCUUCAAUCCUCCCACUCAAAGAGCUCAGAGUCAACUUACAAAUGAGCCCGCGGUUCGUGGAACACUGUGAGAUAUCUCGAAAACUGAUCAUUAUCGAUCACGAGAUAAAUGAUGAUGCACUUCCACUCAUUUUGAGAAUUCUUGCCGAGCCAGAAAUCAAGAGUGUGGUAUUGGAAGGAGCACCUGAAAACAAUGAUGGACGGAACUUUGUUCAGCAAUGGGUCAAGACAAAUCGAGAAAUUGGAAACAGUUUGGACAUGUGUCUUCCAGCUGAACGGAGUGCUUGGUGGUUAUCCGAUGGAACACUUGGCUUUUUGAAAGAGAGCAACGGAUUGUGA
Molecule: messenger RNA, 348 nt
Organism: Caenorhabditis remanei
Lineage: Eukaryota; Metazoa; Nematoda; Chromadorea; Rhabditida; Rhabditidae
Exons: 1
Coding region: 1-348 (115 amino acids)
Source: RefSeq, a predicted model, not a curated record